Messenger RNA from Nasonia vitripennis (jewel wasp), 441 nucleotides. Its product is annotated as UDP-glucuronosyltransferase 2B19-like. The record is from RefSeq and is a predicted model, not a curated record. Lineage: Eukaryota; Metazoa; Arthropoda; Insecta; Hymenoptera; Pteromalidae. Gene Ontology annotation, molecular function: UDP-glycosyltransferase activity.
AUGAAGCAGGAAAUGCAGAAAUGGUUAGAUGGAAGUGUUGAUGGUAUCGUGUACUUUACAUUUGGAUCUUCAGUAGCAAUCAAAACCAUACCAGUAAACACUCUUGAAGCUAUUUAUGAAUUUCUAUCGAAACUAGCGCCUAUCCGGGUACUCAUGAAAAUUGUAGACAAAUCUCAUAAAAAUAUUCGAGCUUUUAUAACACACGGCGGAUUGAUGGGUACACAAGAAGCUUUAUUUGGAGUUCCCAUGAUAGGCAUAUCAUUGUACGGUGAUCAACUACGAAACGUCGCCGCAUUAUCAUCAAGAGAUAUAGCAGUGAAACUGGACUUUGACAACAUUACAAUCGCUUUCUUAGAUGAGGCCUUGAACAAAGUACUCUACGAUCCUAAGAAAAAUGCCCAGUAUUAUUCAAAAUUAUUCAAAGCCAGACCAAGGAAUUGA